AUGUCAAAGUUUGUUAUCACCUGCAUAGCUCAUGGAGAAAAUCUCCCAAAAGAAACCAUCGACCAGAUUGCGAAAGAAAUUACUGAAAGCUCGGCGAAAGAUGUAUCAAUCAAUGGUACCAAGAAACUAUCGGCCAGAGCUACCGAUAUAUUCAUUGAAGUCGCAGGAUCGAUUGUUCAAAAAGACCUCAAGAAUAAGCUGACGAACGUCAUUGACAGUCAUAAUGAUGUUGAUGUUAUUGUUUCUGUCGACAAUGAAUAUCGUCAAGCCAAAAAGCUCUUUGUCUUUGACAUGGAUUCAACAUUAAUCUACCAAGAGGUCAUCGAAUUGAUUGCCGCUUAUGCUGGUGUUGAAGAACAAGUGCACGAGAUCACAGAAAGAGCCAUGAACAAUGAACUUGAUUUCAAAGAGUCUUUAAGAGAACGCGUUAAAUUAUUGCAAGGCCUCCAAGUCGAUACACUAUAUGAUGAAAUAAAACAAAAGCUAGAGGUCACCAAGGGUGUGCCAGAACUAUGCAAGUUCCUUCACAAAAAAAAUUGCAAGCUCGCUGUUUUAAGCGGUGGUUUUAUUCAGUUUGCCGGUUUUAUCAAGGAUCAGUUAGGUUUAGAUUUUUGUAAGGCAAACUUGUUGGAAGUUGACACUGAUGGAAAAUUAACCGGUAAAACACUGGGUCCUAUCGUAGACGGACAGUGCAAGAGUGAAACCCUUCUGCAACUAUGUAAUGACUACAAUGUUCCAGUUGAAGCAAGUUGUAUGGUGGGUGACGGUGGUAACGACCUGCCAGCCAUGGCUACCGCCGGGUUUGGGAUCGCAUGGAACGCCAAGCCAAAGGUGCAGAAAGCUGCACCUUGUAAGUUGAAUACCAAGAGCAUGACUGACAUUUUAUACAUUCUUGGUUACACCGAUGAUGAAAUAUACAAUAGACAAUGA
Saccharomyces cerevisiae S288C is the source of this 930-nucleotide messenger RNA. It is a transcript of the gene SER2, whose product is annotated as phosphoserine phosphatase. Lineage: Eukaryota; Fungi; Ascomycota; Saccharomycetes; Saccharomycetales; Saccharomycetaceae. Gene Ontology annotation, molecular function: L-phosphoserine phosphatase activity. Gene Ontology annotation, biological process: L-serine biosynthetic process. The record is from RefSeq and is marked reviewed. The transcript has a single exon. Bases 1 to 930 code for a protein of 309 amino acids.